This is a messenger RNA of Phacochoerus africanus (Common warthog), 4616 nucleotides long. It is a transcript of the gene HOOK1, whose product is annotated as hook microtubule tethering protein 1. The coding region runs from base 278 to 2464 and encodes 728 amino acids. Lineage: Eukaryota; Metazoa; Chordata; Mammalia; Artiodactyla; Suidae. The transcript has 22 exons. Gene Ontology annotation, biological process: cytoskeleton-dependent intracellular transport; cytoplasmic microtubule organization. The record is from RefSeq and is a predicted model, not a curated record. Gene Ontology annotation, molecular function: microtubule binding; dynein light intermediate chain binding. Gene Ontology annotation, cellular component: centrosome; cytoplasm.
GCGGAGUUCAGGUGCCGAGCGGUGGGGAUCGGGCCAGACGGGGGAGGGGGCGAACUGCGGAGUGGAAAGGGGCGGGGCGGAGCGGGGGUGGUGGCGAGAAGGGGGUUACGCCGGCGACGUCGGCAGCGCGAGGCUUCGCGCGUGAGCUGCGCGGGCGCUGGGCCUGGCUACCGAGCUUUCCUGGCGGGCGAGUAGGUCGUCGACGCCGGCUCCUAGGGGAGCGCGAGGGAGGAGGGAAGUGUUGGUGUAAGCGGCGUUGUCGACGGCGAUCCGGAGCAUGGAAGAAACGCAGCCGCUUCCGCAGUCCGAGCUGCCACUGUGCGACAGCCUCAUCAUCUGGCUACAGACAUUCAAUACUACUGCGCCUUGUCAGGAUGUCAAACAGCUGACUAAUGGAGUUGCCAUGGCACAAGUUCUUCAUCAAAUCGAUAUGGCUUGGUUCAAUGAAUCUUGGUUAAGCCGAAUUAAAGAGGAUAUUGGUGACAACUGGAGAAUAAAGGCUAGUAAUUUAAAGAAGGUACUUCAAGGAAUUAUGAGUUAUUAUAAUGAGUUUUUGGGGCAACAGAUUUCUGAAGAACUUAUCCCUGAUUUAAACCAGAUAACUGAAUGUUCAGAUUCUAUGGAGCUUGGGAGGUUGCUCCAGCUUAUUUUAGGUUGUGCUGUCAACUGUGAAAAGAAGCAAGAACAUAUUCAAAAUAUUAUGACACUGGAAGAAUCUGUUCAACAUGUGGUCAUGACUGCUAUUCAAGAGUUGAUGAGUAAAGAAAUUUUGAGCUCUCCUACAAAUGAUGCUGUUGGAGAAUUAGAACAACAGCUUAAAAGGGCUCUAGAAGAACUACAGGAAGCACAAGCAGAAAAAGAAGAACUUAGGCAGCGAUGUCAAGAAUUAGAUAUGCAGGUGACAGCACUUCAAGAUGAAAAGAAUUCACUAGUUUCUGAGAAUGAGAUGAUGAAUGAAAAACUUGACCAGUUGGAUGGAUCUUUUGAUGAUCCAAAUACAGUGGUUGCAAAAAAGUAUUUUCAUGCACAGUUACAACUAGAACAAUUACAAGAAGAAAACUUCAGGCUUGAAGCUGCAAAAGAUGAUUACCGUGUUCACUGUGAAGAACUUGAAAAGCAAUUAAUUGAAUUUCAGCAUAGGAAUGAUGAAUUGACUAGCCUUGCUGAGGAAACAAGAGCCCUGAAAGAUGAAAUAGAUGUUCUUAGGGCUACCUCUGAUAAAGCAAAUAAACUGGAGUCAACAGUUGAGAUAUAUCGUCAGAAGCUACAAGAUCUGAAUGACCUUCGCAAGCAGGUGAAAACUUUACAGGAAACAAACAUGAUGUAUAUGCAUAAUACAGUCAGCUUAGAAGAAGAAUUGAAGAAGGCAAAUGCAGCACGUACGCAAUUAGAAACAUACAAGAGACAGGUUCAGGAUCUUCAUAUUAAACUUUCCUCUGAAUCCAAAAGGGCAGACACUUUAGCAUUUGAAAUGAAGCGACUUGAAGAAAAACAUGAAGCUUUACUUAAGGAAAAAGAGAGAUUAAUAGAACAGCGUGAUACUCUGAAAGAAACGAAUGAAGAGCUUCGAUGUUCACAAGUACAACAGGAUCACCUAAACCAAACAGAUACAUCUGCUACAAAAAGUUAUGAGAAUCUUGCUGCUGAGAUUAUGCCAGUGGAAUAUAGGGAGGUGUUUAUUCGACUGCAACAUGAAAAUAAGAUGCUUCGAUUACAGCAAGAAGGUACUGAGAAUGAACGUAUUGAAGAACUUCAGGAGCAGCUAGAUCAGAAACACCGCAAGAUGAAUGAACUGGAAACUGAGCAGAGGCUCAGCAAAGAACGAAUCCGAGAAUUACAGCAGCAGAUUGAGGACCUCCAGAAGUCUUUACAGGAACAAGGCUCCAAGUCUGAAGGAGAAAGUUCCAGCAAACUAAAGCAGAAGUUGGAAGCUCAUAUGGAAAAACUAACAGAGGUCCAGGAAGAAUUACAGAAGAAACAGGAGCUCAUUGAAGACCUCCAGCCAGAUGUAAACCAGAAUGUGCAAAAGAUCAGUGAACUUGAAGCUGCUCUUCAGAAGAAAGAUGAAGAUAUGAAAGCAAUGGAGGAAAGAUACAAAAUGUACUUAGAGAAGGCAAGAAAUGUAAUAAAAACAUUAGAUCCCAAAUUAAAUCCAGCAUCAGCUGAAAUAAUGCUACUUAGAAAGCAGUUGGCAGAGAAAGAGAGAAGAAUCGAGAUUCUAGAGAGUGAAUGUAAAGUAGCAAAAUUCCGUGAUUAUGAAGAAAAACUCAUUGUUUCUGCCUGGUAUAAUAAGAGUCUAGCAUUCCAGAAGCUGGGGAUGGAAUCUAGACUUGUGAGCGGCAGUGGUACUUGCAGAGACACAGGCGCCUGUGCCCCCGCCCGGUCUUUCCUAGCACAACAGCGGCACAUCACCAGCACCAGAAGGAAUCUCUCUGUUAAAGUUCCUGCUACAACAGCUGAUUAAACUGCAAAAGUAAACAUAAACAGAAGUGCCCUUAAAAUACUUUGUAUCUUUCAACUAACUACUAGGUUGGAAAAGAAGUUUAUGAUAUUGGAUAUCAGCUAUUUUAAAAUCAAAAGGCAUAAAAUUAACUUUGCCAGCUGAUUUUGCAGGUAGAAUAUGGGAUUAGCUAUCUCUCUUGGGAGGGUAUGUGUAAGUGACUGGAAGAUAAAAUAAGGCAAACAUCUCAAUCAUUUGUCUUUUGAGAGUAUUAUAAAAUUAUUUCAGAAAGACUUUGUAUAUUUUAAUGUUUUCAGUUGUCCUAGUAAUUAGGUUAAUUUGCAAUGUGUAAUCCAUAACAUGUAAUCUAAAAAUACGUCUCUAUUUAUUUUAUUGUUUUGGUCCAUAUAAAAAAUUGUCAUGAGGUGGGCCUGUGGAGAACCAUACAUUAAGAGUUAUAUUUUUUGACUUAUAUAAUACAAGGUGUUAACUCUUAUCUCCUCAUUCUGUAAUUGAAUGGGUAUAUUUUAUCAUGCGAUGAAAGAUAUAUAUUUGGAAGAUAUGACUAUUGAAAUGACUUGUCCAUAGUAAAAGUCACUAAUGAAAAUUUUUCAGAUUUAGAAGAUGUCAUAAUUUUCGUACAUACCUACUGUAAACAAAGGCUUCUACACAGCAUGGUUGAAAUGUUAAGGGCGUAGAAACUAACUGACUUUCUGAAGAGGUGACUUGCUGAUGGGAGGCAGCUAAAAAAUACAUACUUUGUAUGAAAUGCCCACAUACUUUUAGUGUAAUUAUUGAAGAUUACGAUUACUAUUGUUUUUUAGGAAAAAAUUAUCAGGACUUCUACUAAAAGAAAGAUGUGUUAGUAGUUUUGUGUCUUCACUAAAAAGAAGGAGAGGGACGGUUUCAAAUCAGUUUUGUUUUGUUUAGUAAUUAAGUAAUCUGUCUUGGGCUGAAUUGAUGGAACUUAGUUCAUUUCUCCCCAAGGUCUUUUUUUCAAAAAUGUUACUUUAUUAUUUCUGGUCAUUUCUAAGAAUUACAUGUUGGAAUUUUAAUUUAGUUAAAAUCUCUGCUGUCCAGUGAUGUAGCCAAAAGUCACAUGAGGCAAUUUAAAUUUAAUUCAAGUUAGAAAGUUAAGUCCUUGGUUUUACUAGCCACAUUUCAAAUCCUCAAUAGCCACAUGUGGCUAGUGGCUACAGUAUUAGAGAGUGCAAACAUAAAAUACUUGGAUCGUUGCAGAAAUUGCCAUUGGAUAGUGCUGUACCGAUCUUUUUGUAAUAACUUGGAAAUGUUCUUUGAUGUUAGGCUACAAAAAUGAUACUAUGUUAGGAUGAUUUAGAUAUAAAAAGAAAUUGAAUUGUGAUAAAACUAGCAUCUAGUUGAAUACCUUAUAUUGUGACAUUCAUAGUUUUCUCUCUCCAUUGCUUUCCGAUAAGUACAUACCUAUCAACAUGUCUCCACCAGGGCUCAACAAACUCUCUGUAAAAGAGACAGAUGGUCAAUAUUUUAGUAAAUAUUUUAAGUCUUGUGGGCCACAUGAUCUAUCACAAGUACUCAACUUGGCGGUAAAUAUAAAAGCAGCAGCCAUACACAAUAUGUAAAUAAAGUGGGUGUGGUUGUAUUUCAAUAAAACUUUAUUUGCAGAAACUGGCAGUAGGUCACAUUAGGCCUGCUGGCUAUAGAACUCUGUUCUAGAUUUUACUCUUAGCCUUUUUCUGCAAAUGAGUAUUGUUCCAUUUACAGUGUUAUUCAUUUGGAUACUUGGUUUUUUGAUUCUGUACCAGUAAAUGUUUUCUAAUCACUGAGAAAUUUAAGAACUGGGUCCUGUAUUUGGGUCUCUGAGAUUAGGGAGCAUCUGUCAGGAUACUUUGUUUUAUCAGGGUUACUUCUUUUUACUACCUCUUAGAUUUUGGUGUUCUUUACUGGUGCAAUAUUGUUGUAGUCUUUGCUUGCCUGUGAUUUUUAGUAAAAUAAACUAAGCCUUUGAAAUAUUAUAGCAUGAUAAGUAAAAAUUUCUAAAUAUUAUGGCAUUUUAGUAUGUUUUGGUCAAUGUAAGACAUCUCUUUGGUGUUUACUACUUGCUUAUAAUCAAGAUUUCCCAAGCUCUUCAAGCUCUCUUUUAAUGAAAUUUAUUGUAAACCAUCAAUUUCAAUAAAUUAGUAUUUUCACAGUUCAA